AUGGUCGGGAAAGUCCCUGGUCUGAUCAAGAUGGAAUCCAACACUCCUCACCCUUCCACCGCACACCGUGGACAGGGGUUCAACAUGGGUUUGGUGGCCACGUUGGAAAAGGCCGACGACAUCAAAGUUUAUGCCGAUCAUCCUGCCCAUUUGGCGUAA
Molecule: messenger RNA, 159 nt
Organism: Exophiala oligosperma
Lineage: Eukaryota; Fungi; Ascomycota; Eurotiomycetes; Chaetothyriales; Herpotrichiellaceae
Exons: 1
Coding region: 1-159 (52 amino acids)
Source: RefSeq, a predicted model, not a curated record